AUGAACAUAUCACGAUGCGAUUACUCACUGUAUUCGGGAACAUUUUGGGAAAUCAAGAUACAAAGAAAUGGCAUUUGGGAUGUAAGUUCGAUAGGGAAUUUUGCUUUGCAACCGCCAUGGACAAACGUUAUUGAUGAUGCAACAUCCUUCGAUCUUUUCUUGGUUGUGACGAUUCCUCUUAUUUGUAUUGGGUCCGGAAGUUUAGUUGGAUAA
Molecule: messenger RNA, 213 nt
Organism: Funneliformis geosporum
Lineage: Eukaryota; Fungi; Glomeromycota; Glomeromycetes; Glomerales; Glomeraceae
Source: the annotation of a GenBank genome assembly